Molecule: messenger RNA, 1563 nt
Organism: Camelus dromedarius (Arabian camel)
Lineage: Eukaryota; Metazoa; Chordata; Mammalia; Artiodactyla; Camelidae
Gene: GALE
Product: UDP-galactose-4-epimerase
Exons: 11
Coding region: 198-1244 (348 amino acids)
Biological process (GO): beta-D-galactose catabolic process via UDP-galactose, Leloir pathway
Cellular component (GO): cytosol
Molecular function (GO): UDP-glucose 4-epimerase activity
Source: RefSeq, a predicted model, not a curated record
GCGGGACCAGGGUGGACCAUCGGCUCUUAAAGGGCCCCCGACGCGAGUCGCGGGAGGCGGAGCCGCUGGAGGCAGCGAGGGGCGCGUGGUUCCGAGCAGGACACACCACUGCCUCCCUCAAAGGCCAGACUCCAAUUCAAAGGAGGCCCUGGGCGGGCAGCCUCAGCCACCUCUGAAACUGUCCUGGGCCAGGCAAGAUGGCAGAGAAGGUGCUCGUAACAGGCGGGGCAGGCUACAUCGGCAGCCACACGGUGCUAGAGCUGCUGGAGGCGGGCUAUUUGCCUGUGGUCAUCGACAACUUCCACAAUGCCAUUCGUGGAGGGGGCUCCAUGCCUGAGAGCCUGCGGCGGGUUCAGGAGCUGACGGGCUGCUCUGUGGAGUUUGAGGAGAUGGACAUCUUGGACCAGGCAGCCCUACAGUGUCUCUUUAAGAAGCACAGCUUUAUGGCGGUCAUCCACUUUGCUGGGCUUAAGGCUGUGGGCGAAUCAGUGCAGAAGCCUCUGGAUUAUUACAGAGUUAACCUGACAGGAACCAUCCAGCUUCUGGAGAUCAUGAAGGCCCACGGGGUGAAGAAUUUGGUGUUCAGCAGCUCAGCCACCGUGUAUGGGAACCCCCAGUACCUGCCCCUGGACGAGGCCCACCCCACAGGUGGCUGUACCAACCCCUAUGGCAAGUCCAAGUUCUUCAUCGAAGAAAUGAUCCGGGACCUGUGCCAGGCAGAUAAGGCCUGGAACGCAGUGCUGCUGCGGUAUUUCAACCCCAUCGGCGCCCAUGCCUCGGGCUGCAUUGGCGAGGACCCCCAGGGCAUCCCCAAUAACCUCAUGCCCUAUGUCUCCCAGGUGGCGAUUGGGCGACGGGAGGCACUGAAUGUCUUUGGCAAUGACUAUGACACGGAGGAUGGCACAGGCGUCCGGGAUUAUAUCCAUGUUGUGGACCUGGCCAAGGGCCACAUCGCGGCCUUGAGGAAGCUGAAGGAGCAGUGUGGCUGCCGGAUCUACAACCUGGGCACGGGCACGGGCUAUUCGGUGCUACAGAUGGUCCGCGCCAUGGAGAAGGCCUCAGGGAAGAAGAUCCCGUACAAGGUGGUGGCACGGCGGGAAGGUGACGUGGCUGCCUGUUACGCCAACCCCAGCCUGGCCCUCAAGGAGCUGGGCUGGACAGCAGCCUUAGGGCUGGACAGGAUGUGUGAAGAUCUGUGGCGCUGGCAGAAGCAGAAUCCUUCCGGCUUCAGCGCGCAGGCCUGACCCCUCCCCGACGUGGACCAGAAGAAAGAGAAACAACUGCCUGCUCUCCAGCCUCUGACAGGAACCCAGGGGCCUCAGCGCCUCCCCUACCUCAGGCCCCAGCUGGGCACACUCAGCCCACCAGGCAUGAGGCCAGGGGCUCCAGUUACCAGGUGUCAGGAGUCUAUUCCACAGGGUCCAGGAACCCACGAAGACCACCAAGAGUGAGUGCGGGAAGCAGGGCUGAGACACACAUGACACCCUCCUCCCAGGCACUAAUUUAUACUGCUACAAAGGAGCUUCCCUAAGUAUUUAAAAUAAAACCUUUCCUUACACUGGA